Tarenaya hassleriana is the source of this 1105-nucleotide messenger RNA. Its product is annotated as syntaxin-122. NCBI's taxonomy places the organism in Eukaryota, Viridiplantae, Streptophyta, Magnoliopsida, Brassicales, Cleomaceae. The record is from RefSeq and is a predicted model, not a curated record. The transcript has 3 exons. Gene Ontology annotation, biological process: intracellular protein transport; exocytosis; vesicle fusion. Gene Ontology annotation, molecular function: SNARE binding; SNAP receptor activity. Bases 121 to 1020 code for a protein of 299 amino acids. Gene Ontology annotation, cellular component: SNARE complex; plasma membrane; endomembrane system.
AACAGACUUUUCGCCUCGCGGGAUUCGUAUUUAUCUAUAUCCCUCUUGUAUCAACCUCCAUGUUAACCCAAUUUGAGUUUGAAUUUGAAUUUGUAUCUCGUUUUGAUCUGAGAUUUCGCCAUGAACGAUCUUCUUUCCCGCACCUUCUCAAGCGACAGCAGUCGCCGGAAUUCAUCUCCGCCUCACAUCAUCCAGAUGUCUGCGGCGAUGACCUCCGGCGGUGAUGGAGGAGGAGGGAACAACCUCGAGAAGUUCUUCAAGGAUGUGGAGACGGCGAGCGACGACAUCCGAGAGCUCGAUCGGCUCUGCGGUGAACUCCGAUCAAGCCACGAGCAGAGCAAGACGCUCCACAGGGCUGCAGCGGUUAAGGAGCUGAGGGCGAAGAUGGAUGCUGACGUGGCGGCGGCGCUCAAGACGGCGAAGCGUGUGAAAACGAGGCUCGAGGAGAUUGACCGGUCCAACGAGGUGAACCGGAGCGUACCGGGAUGUGGACCGGGUUCGUCGUCGGAUCGGCAACGGAUCUCGGUGGUGAAUGGGUUGAGGAAGAAGAUGAAGGAUUCGAUGGAUGAAUUUAAUCGAUUGAGAGAAAAAAUUUCAGAGGAGUACAGAGAAACUGUUCAACGGAGGUAUUUUACCGUCACCGGCGAGAAUCCCGACGAGAAGACGCUUGAUCGCCUCAUCUCCACCGGAGAGAGCGAGACGUUCUUACAAAAAGCCAUACAAGAGCAAGGCCGAGGACGAAUCUUGGAUACGAUAAACGAGAUACAAGAAAGGCACGACGCCGUCAAGGACAUAGAGAAGAGCUUGAACGAGCUGCACCAGGUGUUCUUAGACAUGGCGGUGCUAGUGGAGCACCAGGGCCAGCAGCUCGACGACAUCGAGAGCCACGUCAAACGAGCCGAGCCUGGGGAUAACAAUGGCGGUGGCGGUGGAGGCGUUGGCCGAGGAGCGAGUCCAGUUCAACCGUCGCCACCACCGCCGCCGCCUCCUGUUGUAGCCCGGAGGUUGCUCAUGUUCUGAAUUUUCCGGGGAUAUAUACAUAUAUAUAUCUAUCACAUAUAUACCACAUACAUAUAUAUAUAUAUAGAGGUAAUAAUAAUAAUAA